GAAACUACCAAUGGGAGGUGAGCAGAGGGGCAGGGCGAAGCGACGGGGAGACCCGGCCGGCGGGGCGCCCCGUGCCACUCGGAGCCGGGCGGCAGCGGAGCGCGGGCGAUAGCGGAGGGCAGCUGUGCUGCUCCUGCCUGGGGACGAUGACAACCGAUGAGGCCACCAAGCCCGAAGGCGAGGUGCAGGUGGUUGCGCUGGCAGAGCGUGGGGAGGACAUCACACCUACCCGUGACCGCGGCGUGCUGAAGAUCAUCAAGAGGCCUGGGAAUGAGGAUGAGUCCCCUAUGAUUGGGGACAAGGUGUAUGUGCACUACAAGGGCAAGCUGGCCAAUGGCAAGAAGUUUGACUCCAGCCGCGACCGCAAUGAGCCCUUCGUCUUCAGCCUGGGCAAGGGCCAGGUGAUCAAGGCAUGGGACAUCGGGGUUGCUACCAUGAAGAAGGGUGAGGUCUGCUACUUGCUGUCCAAACCGGAGUAUGCCUAUGGGGCUGCUGGCAGUGCCCCUAAAAUCCCCUCCAAUGCCACUCUCUUUUUUGAGAUCGAGCUGCUUGAUUUCAAAGGCGAGGACCUGUUUGAGGAUGGAGGGAUCAUCCGGAGGAUCAAGAGGAAAGGAGAAGGCUAUUCCAACCCCAACGAAGGUGCUACAGUGGAAAUUCACCUGGAGGGGUUCUGCGGUGGAACACGCUUUGACUGCAAGGAUGUGAAGUUCGUGGUGGGUGAAGGGGAGGACCAUGACAUCCCUAUCGGCAUCGACAAAGCGCUGGAGAAGAUGCAGAGGGGAGAACACUGCAUCCUCCACCUGGGGCCACGAUAUGGCUUUGGCGAGGCGGGGAAACCCAAGUAUGGUAUUCAGGCGAACGCUGAGCUGGUGUACGAGGUCACGCUGAAAAGCUUUGAGAAGGCCAAAGAGUCAUGGGAGAUGGACACCAAAGAGAAGCUGGAGCAGGCUGCCAUCGUCAAGGAGAAGGGGACAAUGUACUUCAAGGAAGGCAAGUACCUGCAGGCGGUGAUUCAGUACGGGAAGAUCGUGUCCUGGCUGGAGAUGGAGUACGGCUUGUCGGAGAAGGAGUCGAAAGCUUCCGAUUCCUUCCUGCUGGCUGCCUUCCUCAACCUGGCCAUGUGCUACCUGAAGCUGCGCGAGUACACCAAAGCUGUCGAGUGCUGUGAUAAGGCUUUGGGGCUGGACCAGGACAACGAGAAGGGCUUGUACCGGCGGGGUGAGGCCCGGCUGCUGAUGAACGAGUUUGAGCUGGCAAAAUGUGACUUUCAGAAAGUGCUGGAAGUGAACCCGCAGAACAAAGCAGCCAGGUCGCAGAUCUCCAUCUGCCAGAAGAAGACAAAGGAGCACAAUGAGCGGGACAGGAGGAUCUACGCCAACAUGUUUACCAAGUUUGCUGAGAGGGAUGCGAAGGAAGCAGCCAGCAAAACCAGGGUAGAAAAAAAGGCAGCGACAGCAGCACGUGCUGAAGGCAAAGAGACAGAGGAGCAUGUAUGAUGGAGGAGGUGGCAGAAGGAAGAGCCUCCUGGCCUCAGCCUGUGCUGAGAACUUUGCCAGGACUCAGGACCUGCCGGUGUUUCCUUGUAAAGUUUGUUCCAGUUUGUGUGAUUGUGGAAGCGAAAGUGCCUCGCAGAGAUGAGACCAGCCUGGUGCUGCUGCUGGCUGCGAGCAGUUGGAUAGUGUGGGACCACUGCCAGUGGAACAACCACCUUUGCAGAGGUGGUGGACAAAGAAAACAAAGCUGGAACUCCUGGCUUCAGGAGGCUCACCUUGCUCUGUGCCCUCCGGGAGGAGCUGGGAUGUGAGAGCACUGUGGCAGGAUGUGACCAAGCCUUCCUCCUGCACUGCCUUCCUCCUCCUCCUCCUCACUGUGGGGCUAGGGGGGCUGCAGCAGGGUGUCCAGACCCCACUGUGCUCACCUGUGUUCCCUCUUCCCUUCGGCCACAGUGGAGCUGUGGGCUCAAAUUUUUCAACAGAGGUUUUAUGGCAUGGUCAUGACCCACAGGAAAAAAAAAAAUAAGAGAAGCGGUGGGCAGGGAGCAAAGGGGUGGUUCUCAUGGAGCCAGUGCUGCACGGUUCCAUCCUCUGGCCCUGCGGGAGGGAUGUGGGCACUGCCUACAGAGAACAGCUUUCAGUUUUUUAUUUUUACUGUCUGGUCUUUGUAAUACCCCUUUGGAAUCUGGAAACUAAAGAACUGAAAAAAAAAAAAUUGGUUAAAACAAUAAAAAGAAAUGCUUCUCCGCUCCA
This is a messenger RNA of Numida meleagris (helmeted guineafowl), 2246 nucleotides long. It is a transcript of the gene FKBP5, whose product is annotated as FK506 binding protein 5. The transcript is spliced from 11 exons. Bases 147 to 1496 code for a protein of 449 amino acids. The record is from RefSeq and is a predicted model, not a curated record. Gene Ontology annotation, molecular function: peptidyl-prolyl cis-trans isomerase activity; protein binding. Lineage: Eukaryota; Metazoa; Chordata; Aves; Galliformes; Numididae.